Oreochromis aureus is the source of this 1845-nucleotide messenger RNA. RefSeq names its product E2F transcription factor 6 (gene e2f6). Bases 166 to 1347 code for a protein of 393 amino acids. Lineage: Eukaryota; Metazoa; Chordata; Actinopteri; Cichliformes; Cichlidae. Gene Ontology annotation, biological process: regulation of transcription by RNA polymerase II. The transcript has 9 exons. The record is from RefSeq and is a predicted model, not a curated record. Gene Ontology annotation, cellular component: RNA polymerase II transcription regulator complex. Gene Ontology annotation, molecular function: DNA-binding transcription factor activity, RNA polymerase II-specific; RNA polymerase II cis-regulatory region sequence-specific DNA binding; protein dimerization activity.
ACUUCCGGGUGAAAACGUGUAUUUCCGGCGUGGAAGACGACACAAACAAACCAGUCGUGCUGUGGCGGGUUUUUAUUCCCCGUGUGCUAACGGUUACAAACGGGCUGCGGAUGUGCGCUUUGCCCGGUCGGUGUGUUGAGGCUGGGCGGUGAAGAGACGAUUACCAUGGUGAAGUGUGUCGUCUCUGGGUGUCCGAACUGCAUGGUAAAUGUUAGCCGGGGGCUCUUCAACAGACCCAAGAAGAGGUUCUUCAACUUCCCCCAGGACCCUGCGCGUGUCCAGGUGUGGCUUGCAGCGCUGAGGGAGACGGAGAAGCAGGACUCUGCAGAGCAGCAUCUAAUCUGUGAAGACCACUUCCUACCAGAGGACAUCUCAGAUGAAGGCGUAAGCAGUGACGCCAUUCCCAUAAUGCCCCCCUGCCUUGACGGAGCCCUGGGUCUGCUUAGUCAAUGGGGGGCCGAGUCGUCCGAGGAGGAGGAUCAGUGGGCUGCUGGAGGAGGAGGUGGUGGUGAGGAGGAGGAAGAGGAGGAGGAGGAAGUUAAUGUUCCUGUUAUACCUUUUGCACAAAGACCUACUCCACAUAAGCAGGAACCAGAUGCCAAGACGGAUUUAGGAACAAGAAGGGAAAUCCUCAGUCAUUUGAAAGAGAUGAUACAGACCAGGAUAUCCACCCGGCAAGAUGUGUCUCUGGGAGUUUUGACAGUCCGUUUCCUGGAGCUUCUGCUGAUGUCGCCCGAUGGCUCGAUCGACCUCCGGGAGGUGACGAAAACACUGCAAACCCGCAGGCGGCGAGUUUAUGACAUCACCAACGUCCUGGAGGGCUUCAACUUCAUUGAGAAGCAGACAGCCAAUAAGGUUAAGUGGAUAGGAAGCUGUCCAAUCUCCAGCUUUCUGCCAAAGAGCAGGCAGAAGUUCCAGAGAGAGCUGGAGAACCUGAAGCUGGUGGAGGACACACUUGACAGCCUCAUCAAAAGCUGCGCCCAGCAGCUGUUUGACAUGACUGACGAGUGCCAGAACGCUCUAUUGGCCUACGUGACCCAUGAGGACAUCAGCCGGCUCGAAGCUUUCCAGGAGCAGACGGUGAUCGUCGUCAAAGCUCCAGAGGAAACCAAACUGGAGGUUCCUGCACCGACAGAGGACAGCAUCCAGGUCCACUUGAAGGGGGGGAGAGGUCCCAUCAGGAUGAUGACUUGCGAUAUCGGGACAGGUGAAGCUGUGACAGAAGAGAUGAGUGGCUGCUUUGUGACACUGGAGGAAAGCCGGAUAAAGACGACCACACUGCACAGAGAGACCUCGAUUCCACAGAGUCCCACAGAGUCCCACACAGAGCACGUAGCUACCAGCUGAUCUCCAGAAGAUAUCGUCUGAUUUCAGGGUUCAGCACAAAGAAUUUGAAAGCAUUAACAGAAACUGCAAAACAUUUCUGAAAACGGUUUUGACUGGAAAGAUCCAGAAAUGAACUGUCAGCUGAACGUCAUCAGCUGAGUCCUGGCAUGAUGGGGACUUUAUUUAUGGAUCAUUUGGCACCACUUUUCACGUAACUGAUGUGGAUGAGGACAGUUUAACCCGGAUGUUUGGAGAUUCAUUUUUGUAUGAAAGACUUUGGGGGGAAUUGAGCUGCUGAGCCUCCGUUCUGCAGAUGAGUGCAGAGAUUCUGGAGGCCUUGUAAUACACAUAACAGUUAUUUACUGACGAACAUUUGCUGUAAAAUAUUUUACUUCUUUGUAUUUUGUGUUUGUAUCAGUGUUUAUGUCCUGAUAUUUGAGUAUUUUCAUCUUGGUUUGAACUUUCAUUUAGAAACGCACCUCCAAGAUGCUGUAAUGAAUAAAAAUGAACUUGUAUAAA